Cyprinodon tularosa is the source of this 2597-nucleotide messenger RNA. RefSeq names its product syntrophin, alpha 1 (gene snta1). Gene Ontology annotation, molecular function: protein binding; structural molecule activity. The coding region runs from base 65 to 1528 and encodes 487 amino acids. Gene Ontology annotation, cellular component: neuromuscular junction; dystrophin-associated glycoprotein complex; intracellular anatomical structure. Lineage: Eukaryota; Metazoa; Chordata; Actinopteri; Cyprinodontiformes; Cyprinodontidae. The transcript is spliced from 8 exons. The record is from RefSeq and is a predicted model, not a curated record.
GCCCUCCACCCCCUCUUUACAGGACUGCCAGACCGUCUACAGUUAUUCCAGGAAUGUGUUGAACAUGGCUGCCGCGAUGAAGGCGCAGAAAACGGGACUGCUGGAACUUCGAAUCACCGUGGACCGCUGGAUCCGAGUGCUGGCCACGCUUACCGAGGACACUCUAAGCGUAAACCCCGGCGAGGGCGCAGAGGAGCGCGCAAAGCCAAACCCGAGUCCCGCAGGUGCUGUCAACGGAGACCCUCCGAACCUCAGCUCGUCCCCGGUCCCGGAAACCAUCACCAAUGUGAAGCGCACCGUGAGAGUGACCAAACAAGAUGUGGGAGGACUUGGAAUUAGUAUCAAAGGUGGUAAGGAAAACAAGAUGCCCAUCCUCAUUUCUAAAAUUUUCAAAGGCCUUGCUGCUGACCAGACUGAGGCACUUUAUGUUGGAGACGCCAUUCUGUCCGUCAAUGGAUUUGACUUGCGAGAGGCCACGCAUGAUGAGGCCGUGCAGGCACUUAAAAAAACCGGCAAAGAAGUCAUCCUUGAAGUGAAGUACAUCAAGGAGAUGUCUGCAUUUUUUAAAAGCUCUGGUUCCCCUGGGGCAAACCUCCCGUGGGACUCCCCCCCUUCUACACCUCAGAGGGGCACUGAGGUCUCCCCCACCGAGGUAAAAGAGCCUUGCAGCAUCCCAGUGAAGAUGUGUCAGGUGUCACGGAAACAGUGCCCCCCAGACACAGAGAACAGGUAUUUUGAGGUGAUUUCAUCCAACAGAAAGAACUCAAUGUUCCUGCGGGCAAAGGACCCAGCCAUGGCUCAGUCGUGGUACAAUGCUAUCCAAAGUGCUGCUGCCGCCCUUUUACCACAAGUGAAGGAGGAGAUGAAGAGCAUGCAUCCUGGCAUGGACGUCAAACAUUUGGGCUGGCUUACAGAGCAGAUGUCGCAGGGUCCAGAGAAACCUGUCCUCGCAGUGUUGACAGAGAAGGACCUUCUUCUUUAUUCCUCCUUCCCUGAAAGCAAAGAUAGCCUGAGGAACGCCACCAAGAGUCAUAGCCUCAUCACAACCAGAUUGGUCCACUCUGGUCCUGGAAAAAGCUCCCCUCUUUUGGACUCUGAGCUGUCGUUCGGACUGCGUUCAGGCACCAAGCAGGGCGUAGAGACUCACGUGUUCAGAGUGGACUCUGCUAAAGAACUGUCCAUAUGGACUCAUCUGCUUGUAGAGGGUUGCCACAAUGCUGCAGAACUCAUCAAGGAGGUUACAGCAGCCUGCAGCUGGAAUGGAAAGGAGUGUAUUCUGGGAGUGCACAUCGAUGACGGCUUCACGCUAUUCACAGAGGAAAUGGGUGUCAGGAAAAAUAUUCUCUUCCAGCAGCCUUUCGAGCGCCUACGAAUGUCCUCAGAUGAUGGAGUCCGUAUGAUGUUCCUCGACUUUGGUGGCCCUGAGGCUGAAAUUCAACUGGACCUUCGCUGCUGCCCAAAGACCAUAGUGUUCAUCAUCCACUCUUUCCUGUCUGCUAAGGUCAAGCGACUUGGUCUCCUGGCAUGAUAAAGGCCGGCCAUCCAUAACAUCAAAACAGGAAUAUUUAGUGAUAAAUACACCAGCCUGUGAAGACCUUCGAGAUGAGGGCCAGAAAGGUGUUUGUGAUAAGCUCACCUUUCCAGCCUUUCCUCUGCCUUUAAAUCUUACUGUGUUUGGUCAGAAUCUCUCUGGGCUCUUUGGAUAAAUGAAGAGAAAACUGGAACAUUGAUGGACAUUUUUUUUUAUAUGUAGUCGUUAGAUAAAAAAAAUGUUUUUACAGAUAAUUGAAGUUGGUAAUCAUUUAGUCUGUAUCUGUCAAAGUUUUCUAAGUAGGUCAGGCUACUUUAUGAUGGGAAACUGUAAGAAUGUGACAGGCUGUAUUUAAAUGUUUUUAAGCUUGAAUGCAACCAUUUUUUUUUCUUAGUUGGAUUUUAUGAGUCACAGCAGGCUUUUGUCAUAAACGUCUUUUCAACUUUCAGUCUCUGCUUCAUGGACGUGGUGAGUGAUGUUGGACAAACAGUUUUCAGUUUCAGAAGAGUGACAGAUUGACGCGGCUGAUUGUAACAGGAUCAAUAGCUUGUACUAAACAGAGUCAUGCUGUUCUCUCAGAGUUAUUUAUGAAUUUAUUGAAUUCGGUUCCCCUACUUUAACUAUAAACUAUGGCCUGUCAUUGGAAAAAAGCAUAUCUUUAUUAGGUCCUAAGUUAUAAAAAUAGAGACCGUUUUAAAUAGAACAGAUAGAAACUUCUAUUACAGUAGGUGAAUAAACUGAGCUUACUUGGCAUAUUUGCCACAUUUUCAUUGACAUGCAGCAGACAGCUUUUACAUUACAUAAAUGAUUUAUAUUUUGUUAGUUUAAAUAAAAAAGAUACAUCAUAAAGUGUGUGAUUAUUUUAUUUUAUGUUUAAGUUGACUAAACAUCUUUUUGUAGUUUUGGGGCCUUCUCUCAUAUCUUAAUACUAAACACAUAUAUAGUAAUAUAUGUUCUAAAACCUGUUUGUCUGAGAAACAAAUGUAUUGUAUAUUCUUAUUUAAACGGAAGUGUGCCUUGCAAGGUUGUUUGUAUAUAAACAUGUAAUAAACUUUGUUAACUUUUA